CGGCCCCUUGCCUUCUGUAUUCCGUUUCCAGAGGUGGGAAGCCGCUUCCUCUUGCGUACAAGACUAAAGCCUUCUCCCUUCAACCAUUCCUUGUCGCCGAACCCAACUCCCCCUCCUCCACUCCUCUCAAGGAUCAAACCCUAACCCUAUGUCACUAUUUCUUCAUCUCCCCUUCCAUCCUUUUCUCAAUCUAUUUCCGUCUUUAUGUACCCCAGGUUUGGCCUUCUUCCACCCUCCUUUAAAAGCUUUGAUUCUUUCGAUCCAUAUCGCCAUUCUUGGGCUUCCAGGGGUUUGAACUUCGGCUUGGUAAACCUCGUCCUGUCGGAUGGGAAGCCGAGGUUCGAGACUGGCGAGAUAGAGCCGCAAAAGGAGGAGGCAUCUCGGACCAAGAAAGUGGCUCAAGCUCCGGAGGAAACGGGAGAAGCGUAAGCAGAGAGGAGGCCAACAAGAAGGGCCUUCAGUGGAUCAGGCCCAAGGUAAAGAAGAGGAAGGGCAAGUUCACCACCGCGGAGGCGAGGAUUACAUAUAAGAUUGAGAAGGUGAGAAGCCUAAAACAAUGGUAGGCCAUUUUCACACAUUUCAGAGACUGAGUUUGUUACUUUCCCUUCCCCAUUUAUCUUCUCACUUCUCAUCUCCACUUAGUUGUAUUGCCCUUUAUUACAAGAACUCCAGUCUCUUGGAACCAUGUAAGCGUUCAUUAGUCAUGAGGAAUUUUAUACAUGACUUUGCAAGGCCUGCCUUUUUUCAUGGACAACCAAAGCCUGGGACUUCUUUAAGAUCCAUAAGUUCUGAUGUUUUAUGCAAGGUUCGUAAAAAAAGGCCUCUCCAUGGGCUUCUCACUAGUAUGGAACAAUUCAGUCUUACUGGUUGUUGUGGUAUUCAUACAAGUCAGCUUGUUGGCAACAUGGGCCAGGAUGUGGUAGAGACUCAACAUAAUGCAGGAAAUGUGGUCUCUGUUGAUGAUAAUUGUAAAGCAAAACCAAAGAGAAAAAAGUUGAAAGGAAAAAGAGCGGUAGUAAGGUGGUUGAAGUUCUUCAGGUGGAAGAAGAAGAAGGAGUAUGAAAGGAUGACUGCGGAAGAGAAGAUUUUAUACAAAUUGAGGAAGGCUCGUAGGAAGGAAGAGCGACUUGCCCAGGCAUUAAAGAAACUUGAACCAUCAGAGACAUCAGAAACUACCCAUGACCCAGAGGUUCUUACACCUGAAGAGCAUUUUUACUUCCUCAAGAUGGGCCACAAGUGCAAGAACUAUGUGCCUGUUGGAAGGCGUGGUAUCUUCCAGGGAGUAAUUCUGAACAUGCAUUUGCAUUGGAAGAAACAUCAAACAUUGAAGGUUGUGGUGAAGACAUUUACACCAGAGGAGGUUCGGGAGAUUGCAGCGGAAUUAGCUAGAUUAAGUGGGGGAAUUGUGCUUGAUAUCCAUGAAGAAAAUACAAUCAUCAUGUACAGGGGGAAAAACUAUGCACAACCACCAACAGAGAUAAUGUCUCCGAGAGUUACUCUUUCUAAAAAGAAGGCUUUGGAUAAAUCCAAGUAUAGAGAUGCUCUUCGGGCUGUCAGAAGGUACAUCCCAAAGCUUCAACAAGACCUCGAAGAUCUUCAAGCACAGAUGCAAAGAGAGGGAGAAAAUGAGGGCAAGCCUUUCACCAACAAAGAAAUUCCAGAUGGUGAAGGUGAUAGAACAAUUUCUGACCAGCAGCUGGAAAGAUUAGAGGAGCUCAAGGUGCAAGAAGCUGGAAGCAAUGAGCUGGAGGAAGAUGAAUCCUUGGAGUCGAGCACUUGGUCAGAUUCUGAAGAUUUGUCAGAUAUAUUUGAAACAGAUUCUGAAGGUGAGACAGAGGAUAAAUUGGAGAAGCCUCUAUAUUUAGAUGCAGUCGAAAGGUUUCCAUCGGUGAAUGGUGGGAUGCCAGAUGAUUUUGAGGAGCAUUUGCGUCAGAUUGCUGCUGCAUCGAAGAUCGGUGAUUCAUUGGAAAAGGAUGUAAAACUAGAAGACCUUGAUGAGAUUGACAAGAUAUUCUUAAGAGCUAGCUCUCUUUUGAAGAAAAGGAGAAGAUAAUUUAAAUUGUGAUGAUUAUUUGAUUUUUGUUGUAAAUUGGAGUGAUUGUUCCAUUAGCUUUUUUUUUGGAGAUGUCCCAUAAAGUCCCAUAUUCUUCUUGUUCUA
This is a messenger RNA of Elaeis guineensis (African oil palm), 2158 nucleotides long. The record is from RefSeq and is a predicted model, not a curated record. Lineage: Eukaryota; Viridiplantae; Streptophyta; Magnoliopsida; Arecales; Arecaceae.